Messenger RNA from Maniola jurtina (meadow brown), 762 nucleotides. RefSeq lists its product as uncharacterized. The transcript is spliced from 2 exons. NCBI's taxonomy places the organism in Eukaryota, Metazoa, Arthropoda, Insecta, Lepidoptera, Nymphalidae. The record is from RefSeq and is a predicted model, not a curated record. The coding region runs from base 298 to 762 and encodes 154 amino acids.
UUUAUAGAAGCUUUAUUAGCUUGUUAUAAGCAAAGUUCUCAAAAACAUCUUUCAUAAACGUUCAAUAGUGCUAUAAUGCUCUUAAAGUAUUCAAUAGCGGCUCCAUAACUUAUAACAGGCUCAACCCUACUAUAAACCCUUAAUAAAGAACAACAUGGCCGCCGUCUUGUCUUCAGAUGACAGCUGAUAAUUUGAUUGAAGUGUAGUUAAUAAUUAUUUUCGUUGAUGCUAGUGUCAUUGCAUUGUAGUUUGUAAUUAUUUGUACGUAAUUUAUUAUUAUCAUAUCAAAGUAUCAUAAUGCAAGCUCUGCAAGCUAUAGCCGCCAUCGAGAAUGUCGAAAACCCUACACGUCGCCGUCGUCAGAAGGUGUACCAGAAGAGAUUUGACCCGUUUUCUUUGCCGGAUAUCGAGUUUAAACGGCGAUACCGCUUCAGUAAAGAUACCGCAAGGUUUAUUAUUAAUCUCGUCAGGCAAGAUUUGCAACUCGAUUCAAGAGGCUGUGGUACUUCACCAGAGUUGCAAGUUUUAACUGCUAUAAGAUGCUGGGGACGUCGUGAAGUUCAAGAAGAUGGGGGAGAUUUACAUGGGUUGUCUCAACCAACUGUAAGCCGCAUUUGUGCCAGAGUAGCUCGCGCGAUAGCUCGGCACUCAGCGACUUAUAUUAAAAUGCCUCAGACUCUGAUAGAACAACAAACAGUUAUCAGAGAAUUUCAAGAAAUCAGGAAUUUUCCUUCUGUACUGGCUGGUUUUAGUUUAGCAUAA